AUGAGUAUGAUUACUUCCAAGUCUUCAUCUAACCAGGCACUUCCACCACUCAGCUCUCUGAUGCGGGAUUGUGUACACCCACGCCCUGGGAGAAUGGAGAUUGGUAGCGAAAUCGAACAUGAAUAUCAUUCAUUUAGAGAAGGCCAACCAACUUUGAUUGAGCCUUCUCGUCUUGAAGGCUUUCAAGGAAGAUAUCCUCAACAUCUGCUACAGCAGCAGCAACAGCAGCAUAGUAGCCAUUUACUUUUACCAACUCACAACGCAAUGGCCCCGGUCCAUCUUCCCCAUGCGGAAUCACACUACCCCAAUGUCCCUGAGAUGGAGGGCAUCAGAUACGCAAUGCAGAUCAGCCCGAUAUCUCCGCGAACCCGUUGUCCUUCCCUAUCGGAAUCGAUCCUAUCAUCGACUGGCUGCACGUCCCCGGGAAGCCACAGUCCAACAACACCAGUUUCGGAGCGAGGCGCACCGGCCUAUGGCGAUGGAAGGGGUAAUGCCACCGGCUCAUCUUAUCAACAUGUCCAGCGUAAUAACCAUCGCUACCAACAAACUCACCACCACCAUCAGCAGCACCGAAUUUCAAAGUCAUACCAAUCAUCCUCCGUCCGGAUCCACGGCAGCAUUUCUCCACACUCUCUGCCUAUGAGGUCAUCUCUACCCGGAAAUUCAGAACAUAAGAAGAGUAAGCAUGAGAUACGACGCAUCAAACAUCUCAACUCCGAGAAAAAGCGUCGAGAGACCAUUAAAGAUGGUAUGGAGGCUCUAUUCAAGCUGGUACCUGAAUGCACAGACAAGGGCACGUCCAAGGCGAACAUACUGAAAAUGACCAAGGAGUUCAUCGUAGAGCUCCAUGAGGGAACCACAAGCUUGCAGAUGGAGAUUAGACGACUUGGAAAGGAGAACGAGGAUAUGCGUCGGUAUAUAAAACAGCAACAGGAGCCUCGAAAGUAUACUUGUCGCCUAUAA
This is a messenger RNA of Morchella sextelata, 963 nucleotides long. RefSeq lists its product as uncharacterized. Gene Ontology annotation, molecular function: DNA-binding transcription factor activity; protein dimerization activity. Gene Ontology annotation, biological process: positive regulation of transcription by RNA polymerase II. Gene Ontology annotation, cellular component: RNA polymerase II transcription regulator complex. The record is from RefSeq and is a predicted model, not a curated record. Lineage: Eukaryota; Fungi; Ascomycota; Pezizomycetes; Pezizales; Morchellaceae. The transcript is spliced from 2 exons. The coding region runs from base 1 to 963 and encodes 320 amino acids.